Bubalus bubalis (water buffalo) is the source of this 4334-nucleotide messenger RNA. It is a transcript of the gene HORMAD1, whose product is annotated as HORMA domain containing 1. The record is from RefSeq and is a predicted model, not a curated record. Lineage: Eukaryota; Metazoa; Chordata; Mammalia; Artiodactyla; Bovidae. Bases 671 to 1852 code for a protein of 393 amino acids. The transcript is spliced from 17 exons.
GUGAAAAGUGAAAGUGAAGUCGCUCAGUCGUGUCCGACUAUUAGCGAAAGAUAUAUAUAACAAUCUGCAAACUAAGUUUGUAUUACUAGACAAUCUUUAACUACCUACCAGCUCUGAGUAUUAUUUUGCUUCUAAAUGAGACAUUAAUUACACUCAAGCUAUCACUGUCCCCACAGCACAGACACAGCAAAGUAGAAAUAUCUAGAUAGGAGACUGCUAGAGCGACUGUUUCCUGAAGACACAGGAGACUGUAAGAUGGGAAGGCACGCAAUAUGUGGUAGAUCCCGUAACAAAAUCAAAAGUGUGAAAACAAUCAGAAAUUAACAUGAUUAAUUAAAUGGCUGUUGAGAACACUUUCUUCACUGUAAGACGGUUAUGUACAUCGAUAGGGCUUGGCACACACAAUGAACCUUCCCUGUGGGCACUUGGCUUUUGCGAAGCCUGAGAAGGAAACCUUCAUACUCUCGGGUUUCCCAGCGUGCCUUGCGCUGCUCUUGGCGGGAAAGGUGACCUGAAUCUGGGGUCAAAAUCGACUGUCUCGGCUGCGCAGGCAACCGUUGAAGGAAGGCGCAUGCGCGACAGACGGAGCGCGUGCCGUUUCUUUCAGGUCUCCUGGUUGCUGUCGGCGGAACUCUCAGACGAUACGUUGAAUUAAAGAAAAUAUCAGAAGAUGGCUACUGCACAAUUACAGAGAACUUCCAUGAGUGCACUGAUAUUUCCUAAUAAGAUAUCAACUGAGCAGCAGUCUUUAGUGUUAGUGAAGAGGCUCCUAGCAGUUUCAGUAUCCUGCAUCACAUAUUUGAGAGGAAUAUUUCCGGAAUGUGCUUAUGGAACAAGAUAUCUAGAUGAUCUUUGUGUCAAAAUUCUGAGAGAAGAUAAAAAUUGUCCAGGAUCUACACAGUUAGUGAAGUGGAUGUUAGGAUGCUAUGAUGCUUUACACAAAAAAUAUCUGAGGAUGGUUGUUCUAGCUGUGUACACCAAUCCAGAAGACCCUCAGACAAUUUCAGAAUGUUAUCAAUUUAAAUUCAAGUACACCAGUAAUGGACCAGUCAUGGAUUUCACAAGUAAAAACCAAAGCAAUGAACCUAAUAUGUCAUCUGCUGACACCAAGAAAGCAAGUAUUCUUCUCAUUCGCAAGAUUUAUAUUCUAAUGCAAAAUCUGGGACCUUUACCUAAUGAUGUUUGUUUGACCAUGAAACUUUUUUACUACGAUGAAGUUACACCCCCAGAUUACCAGCCUCCUGGUUUUAAGGAUGGUGAUUGUGAAGGAGUGAUAUUUGAAGGAGAGCCUAUGUACUUAAAUGUGGGAGAAGUCCCAACACCUUUUCACACCUUCAAAGUAAAAGUGACCACUGAGAGGGAACGAAUGGAAAAUAUUGGUUCAGGUAUAUUAUCACCAAAACAAUUAAAAACACCACUUCAAAAAAUUCUUACGGACAAAGAUGAUUUAGAAGAUGACCAGGAGCAUUAUAUAAGUGAUGAGUUUGACACUGAAACUAAAAUGGAAGAGCAGGAAAAAAACCCUGGCUAUUCUCUACGUAGAGAAGCAGGUUUCAUUUGUGAGGAAGAUGAAAUGAAAUCUAAAGGAAGUCCAGAUUUUUCAGUUUCUCAUUCUCAGGUUGAGCAGUUAGUCAGUAAAACAUCUGAGCUUGAUGUGUCUGAAAGCAAAACAAGAAGUGGAAAAAUUUUUCAGAAUAAAAUGGCUAAUGGAAAUCAACAAGUAAAAUCUAAGGAAAAUCGGAAGAGAACUCAGCUUGAAUCUGGGAAAACAGUCCUUCAUCCCUUUGAUUCUUCUAGUCAGGAGUCAGUGCCAAAAAGAAGAAAGUUUAGUGAACCGAAGGAGCGUAUAUAAAACAUUUUUUUCCUGCAUGUUUGCAGAGUUCUUCACAACAUUUAAACUAAAGGUCACUAUAUUGCUAUUUUAAGGUGUGUUUGUCCUACCUCUGAAAACUUAUAUAUGGUCUUAAGCAGUCAGCACACUGAAAUGAAUCCUUAACUGACUAUCAUAUUGUGAUCCUUAAUCUUAUCUGAGACAAAUUCAAGAGAACUUUUGUAUAAAAACAGAAGUACCAGUGUCAUAAUUCUAUUAAUUAUCCUUUCAAUGUAUCUCCCAUUUUGGCAGACACUUCCUUUCAACACAUUAAUUUUUUAAGGCCCCCUAAAAGCCAUUUUUUGAAGUAAAUAAUGUUUAUUUUUGCAUUAAACUUUUCUAGAAAUUCACUUUUUACCUGUUAAAACUACAGUUUAACUGGCUGUAUUUGUUAAUAGUCUUAUUAAAACAAAUGCCUUCGGUACUUUGGUACAGUGUAUUAACAUGAUAAUAUAUAAUGUACAAUUUAAAAUUGGUGUUUUACCUUUUUUAAUAAUUUUUACAAGACAAAAUGAUUUUAAAAUCUAGCAUUUUGGGCAGCAUAAAUAAAAUAUUGUUCAGCGUCUAGACUCUUUUAUGGCUUCUAAUUUUUAUUUAAAUAGAAAAUGUUUAGGCACUAAUUUUGAAAUCAUUUUGGUAGAUAUUUCUUUCAAGAGUUGAGCACACUUCCUAGAACUUUUGGGUGGUAAUGUGAAAGAUAUUGUGCCUUCAGUGAGAAACCUGGGACCUGGUUCUAGACUUUAGUAUUUCCUGUGCUCUAGAAAAGGAAGGCUUAAAACUUGGUCUGUUUGCCUCUUGCAUUUUCAGCAGCCAUAUUCUAAAAAAAUAUACAUUAUCCAUGAACUUGCCAGUAAGAAACAGUAAUGGAAAAUGUUAGUAUGAAUGCUGUGGUAGAAAUGUGCCUAUCCUGUUUAAUGUAAACCAAAUAAACCUCCACAGACUGACCCAGAUCAGGUUUUUCUGGGACAGGAAAGUUAGGGAUAGCUAAUUGUCGAAAACAACCAAUUUUAAAAUGUUUAUGUAUUCUUAGCUUUAUUGGAUCCCAACUCAUCUCACCUAAUUGUCCCAGUAUACACUGCUACAGAACACACCUGCUACACUGAGAUUGCCCAACAAAAAGCUUUGUAGAUCGGAAGCUGGUGAUAGCUCACUAAACGCUUUGAUUGGCCGGUUUAAUGGGGGUGGGGAUCGCAGCCCUCUUUCCUCUCGCUACCAAGGUUCUUUCAUUGGAUUGACCAGCUGUCAGGUUAAACCCAAACCUGCCUCCUUUUGGUCGUGUUUGUCUGGAGCGCAACACAAUAGCUGGGGGGAGAGCCUCCCCUCGCAAGCUCUAAUUGGCUGAACUCAACCUUGGAGGUUCCUGAUUGGUCCAAUGAAGAAACACCAAGUUACAACGUAAAGACAUUUGUGCUAGUUGCUAUGGAGAAUAUAAAAACCGAAGAAGACAAUAUCCCUGCCCUCAAGAAGUUUACGGUUUAGAGGCAGCCAUACCAAAAGAAAGACUAUAACAAAUACUUUAAAGGAAGGUCUUUUCCAGUGAGUCAGCUCUUCGCAUCAGGUGGCCAAAUGAACUCCAUGAACAGUAUGAAAAGGCAAGGAAAAAAAUAACCUGUAGUGCAUGAUAUAAAAAGGCUGAUUUUUUUUGUAAUUGAAAAAGAAUUUGCUAACCUUUAACAUUCUCUUGCCAGUACUUUUUGUUGUCACCUGUUUAUGCAUUUGCAAGAUGAUUAGGAAUAGAGAUGAAAGUUUUUAGCUAUAUGGAAAUGCUAUACAUGAUAUUCUGAGUGUUAUUCUCUAGACUGAUGAUCUCCAAAGUGGUUGCAUGAAAUGAGUCAUUUGAGUUUGGGAAGGAAGUAUUAGAACAUGUAUUUCUAUUUAGUUUUUCUUAUUUAUUUAUUUAUUUUUUUUACUAAUUUUUGUGUUUUAUAAUGCAUCAUUGAAUAUUUUUAGAAAUUAUAUAUAAAUUACUGUAUGCUCUUUGGAGCCAGAUGCUCACAUUUUUUUGCUGUUCCAUAUUAUUUAACUUGUGGAGAAUCCAUUUUGUGAAAGGAAUCACAAUAAUGGAAAUUCUCUCCUAGGUUAUAGGUUAUGCACAAGAAAUCAGCAGGCUUAAAAAACAAUAUCAUUUCUCCUGGUCUUUAGAAUUACUGAUUUGAUUUCUUGUCAGUGCUUCCAGUGCAGUUCAACUUGUUAUACUUUGGAAAAGAUACUGUGUUAUAUACCUAAUUUUUUCUGGUCGUUACUCCUUCCUUCCUUUCUCAUUUAAGUUUGUUAAUAUUUCUUACAUUUUUGGUAUGUAUGCAUUAAUAUCUAGAUGUUUAUUUACACAAGCAUACAUAUAUUUUUUCAUCACCCUCUCCAGAAACAGGUGAGAAUGACCACCUUAACUCACCGGGCCCGUCGUACUGAAGUAGGGAAGAAUUCUGAAAAGAAGGUAGAAAGUGAGGAAAACGUGACUCAAGAC